Arctia plantaginis is the source of this 573-nucleotide messenger RNA. The record is from the annotation of a GenBank genome assembly. Lineage: Eukaryota; Metazoa; Arthropoda; Insecta; Lepidoptera; Erebidae.
AUGAGUUCCUGUAAAGAUCGGUGCGGUCGCCGUCCGGCGUCGCACGAAACUUUGUUGUAUAUAAGCGAUGUAAUCUUUAUGGGUGGUGCGAAGCUGCGCCGGCCGGGCAGUGACGUCACGGAGCCGAUCGGUCAGUGGCGUCACGGAGCCGGUAGAGGUGAUAUGCGGAUAGAGAGAGAGGCGGUAGUGCGCGCGCCGAAUGCCAGGCUGCGCGUCGCGCUGGCGAGCGUGCGCCUUAAAGGCCGCACUGACGAACGUGCACCAAUGCGAACCGCACUCACGAACGUGCACCAAUACGAGCCACACUCAGGAACGUGCACAAAUGGGGCCGCACUGACGAACGUAAACCCAUACGGGCCGCACUCACGAACGUGCACCAAUACGGGCCGCACUUAUGAACGUGCACAAACAGGGGCCGCACUGACGAACGUACACCCAUACGGGUCCCACUCACGACCGUGCACCAAUACGGGCCGUUCUCACGAACGUGCACCAACACGGGCCACGCUCGCGGGCGCGAGUGCGCAGUUACUGCUUGUCCGACGCGCUCUCUCUGAAGGCAUGGAAGCCUAA